AUGGUGCUGUUAAAGAAUUACGGGAACGGCGGCUAUGUAUAUCAGAAGCUCCAACACCAAGCCGGCGACGGAAGCUCUUCCUUGCAUCUGACGGGUGUUGAUGAAGGAGGAGAGAGAUUCAAGCAUAAACUUGCGUUAAAAUACAACAAAGACGACAAAGGCUCUGAUAAUCUGAACAACUUUUGUGUUCUUUGCCUCUUUUGUGUUCUUCUUCUCGCCAUGGACGACCCCUCCCUCUCGAUUGAGGUAGAUGGAACCUUGAACUCCUUAAUUUUUCCAGAGUUGUUUGAGAGAUAG
Microthlaspi erraticum is the source of this 297-nucleotide messenger RNA. The record is from the annotation of a GenBank genome assembly. NCBI's taxonomy places the organism in Eukaryota, Viridiplantae, Streptophyta, Magnoliopsida, Brassicales, Brassicaceae.